GUAUAAUAGAGACGUGCUCAUGGGGGGGUGGCAAACUUGUAAUUUUAAUACCUGCCACUGGAAAAAAACUCACACUGGUCCAUUCGGACUAGUGUGGUGCUGAGGUGUCACCUGCCACAUGGCUUCACUCAGGUUCCCAUCCCUGAGGUGGUUUGUUGUGUGAUGGGAGCAGCAAUGCGCCGUAAUCAGCACACGCCUCUUACCUACCUCUACAGUACCAUUCGGAAGUCAUCUACAAAGCAGGGUGAUAGUGUCACAUCACAUGACCUGGCCACCUGACCUAAACACAGCAGAGAGAGUGAAGGAAAAGCGGCCAAUGAGAACUCGGCCUAUAUGUGGGACCUUCAGGACGGCUGGAGAAGCAUCACAGGUGGCCUCAUGGAACUGAGCAUCACGCUGAGAUGGAAAGGAAAGGCAAGACUGUCCUGACCAGAGACGGCUGCUGUCAGACAGAGCCAUCCCACCCUGACCUCAGCCAGCCAGGUCCCGCCGUCCCCAGUACAUCACCUCAAACACAAGUACGCACCCUGGGCCCUGGAGAGCUCUCCUCCGUGCAGAAGCAGACCUUUACCUCCAUGUCUGGCAUCGAGCAGAUAAUCGAGUGCUUCCGCUCUGGCACUGCAGAGCUCAUGCACACACUUCUGAGGGAGGUGGACACCAUAUUUGAGUGCAAACUGUGCCGCAGCUUAUUUCGUGGCCUGCCCAACCUCGUCAGGCACAAGGAGUUCUACUGCUUCUCCAGGUCGGACGAGGCUGGCGUCGUAUCCCCGGGUGAUCAGAACCAGCCAAUGAUGGACCUGCUGAAGGACAGGCCAGUCAGUGUGGUCAAGCAGGUUCACAAGAGCACCCAGAAUAUUUUUUCUAGUGAGGAGAACCAGCGCCAGCGCAGAGAGCAGGAAACUGCCCAUCAGAUUGACCAUGACCAUGAGAGUCUUAAGGAGCACCUAGCUGACGUGACUGUAGAGAAGGAGAUCAAGACUGAUGACUCAAACAGGCUGGUGAAGGUCAAACUCGGCAACCAGGAGGUAGAACGGAUAAAGGCAAAGGGAGAUGAGGAGAAAGCCAAUCAAGCAGAUGCCUUGAGCAUCUCCUGCACCUUGUGUGGGAAGGAUUUCAGCUCGCUCUGCCGAUUGCGUCAGCAUUGCCUCAGGGUCCACAAGGACAACCCUGAUGACCUGAGGAGACUCAGAGGGAAGCUCCCUCUGCCUGUCGGUCUUCAGUCUGGGGGGAGAGGCCGGUCACAGUGCCCCCGAGGUACUCCUGGCCACAGCUGUGGUGUGUGCGGGAAGCCCUUUGUCUCCAAAGCCAUUAUGCAGCGUCAUCUUGACAGUGAGCACCGUGCUCAAUACCAGGGUUCUGCUGCUACGGGCAAACCAGGAGGUGGAAAGUGCUCACCAGCAUCUCCUCAGCAUAAGAUGAUGACAAGACACAAGUAUGUCUUUCGCACAACACGGCCCAGUCGGAAGAGUGCUCCGAAGAAGCCCAGCAUCAGAACCAAGAUCGAGCCCGCGGGUCAGAUGGGUGGGAUGACCAAGACCUCGCAGGAACCCCAAGGCCUCAGGCUGGGCAGCCCCAAACUCCAGAUUGGGUUUGACCUAAAGCAGCACUACUGUCGAAUUUGCAAGAGGCAGUUCACCUCUGGCAAGAACCUGAGGAAGCACAUUGACCGGCAUGUAGAGGGCAACGAGAUCUUCAUCAAGUUCUUCCGUUGCCCCCUCUGCAUCUACGAGUCGCGCCGCACAUCAGACCUCAUCCGACACAUGAAGGUGGUGCACAAGAAGCUAUCGAGCUACCUAGAUAAGGUCAUGCCCAAGGUAGUGAGCCAGGCUAUCAAGAAGCCGGUGGAGAUGGUUCUCGACAGGCAGACCACACAGUGGAAGACCACAAAGGCCAGCAGUCGUGGUCAUGGUGGGGCUGCCUGGUCGCCUGCUCUCCACAGGGAAACCUCUGCCCGCAGGUCUUCCACCACCAUUGAGGGAGGCACUGAGAAGAAAGUCAAGAAGAAGAUCCCCCCUCACACUUGUGAUGUGUGUGGGCGGGCCUUCAGCAGGAAGGUGAACCUGGAGGUCCACUGCAGGAGCCAUGCGACGGCCAGGAUCUCGCGCUCGCUGCAGAGCCAGAGGGCUCCUAGCACACGAUCCAAAGUUCAGUGCCCCCAGCGGAUGCCUGCAGCCUCUUAAUCACAGGAACAAAUGUAACUGAAGGGAAAACAGCGAGCAGCAGACAUUUGAGGAGGAGUGGCAGCUGGAGCGAGAGGGAGGAAGAUGGUGUUUGUGUUUGCAUAGCAACCGCACAGUCGAUUCUGGGGGCAUAAAGGACUGGCACUCAUAGCCCCCCGUCCUUCAUUACAUGUCCCAUUCCUUAGCGAGUUCUUUACUGCUGCAUAGUUGUCAUGAAAUCCUGUGAAUGUUGCAAUUGGGGGUUUAAAAUGUUUCUUUCUAGAUAGUUCCUCUCCCAGGUCACAAUGCUAAUUACAGUGUACACCCAAAAGGGAGUAUUGAAGAAUGCAACCGCACAGGAGAGCGUUUGAAACCGGGGUGGAGACAAAAUUCAGAUGCAAAGGUCUAUUUAUUGGCGUGAUGAAUGAGUGCAGAUGAACUAUCAGGAGAUACCCGUCCCUCUUGGGUCCUGCAACCCGGAUCAGUAAACAUGAGGGUAAAUGGUCCUGGACACCACAGGCCCAUCAGCGUUUAAUGGAUUUCCUGUCAGAAACACUGUCGUGGCUCCAGGUCACCUGCUUGGGUCACAUGGUCUCAACCCAACUUCAUAUCUCACUUAUGUUCCUGUUUUACUGUCUAAUUUCAGAAUUUUUAAAAAUUAAUUGGUCACCCAGGUUCUUACUGGUUUAAUAAAGAUGAGUUGGGAUUCUUUCUUU
Messenger RNA from Paramormyrops kingsleyae, 2875 nucleotides. The record is from RefSeq and is a predicted model, not a curated record. Lineage: Eukaryota; Metazoa; Chordata; Actinopteri; Osteoglossiformes; Mormyridae.